Messenger RNA from Cylindrotheca closterium, 1662 nucleotides. NCBI's taxonomy places the organism in Eukaryota, Bacillariophyta, Bacillariophyceae, Bacillariales, Bacillariaceae. The record is from the annotation of a GenBank genome assembly.
AUGUCUUGGCUUCUACUGUUGGGCCCAAUUGUCUUAAUCGGCGACUCAACAGAAUUGUUUGGCGAAGCCUUAUGUUUUGCCCUCUCUGGAAUCGCCUUAAUUCCCUGUGCAGAGCGAUUAUCAUAUGUUACCGAGCAGGUCGCUGAGCACACGAAUGGAACGAUCGGUGCCUUAUUGAAUGCGACAUUUGGAAAUGCGCCAGAACUGUUAAUUGCAACUGCAGCCUUACGCUCUGGCUAUUACCGCGUUGUCCAGCUUGCAAUGCUUGGAUCUAUGCUUACAAAUCUUUUAUUUGUAUUCGGUAUGUCAUGCGUGGUCGGUGGGUUGCGGUGGCAAGUUCAAGAGCUAAGAAUGACCAGUGGCAAUGUCAACGCUGGUCUCUUGCUUUUAGCUGUUUCUGGGUCACUGCUUCCUGCCGCACUUGUCACAUCGGGCCAAAUUCAGGGAGCAUCUUCCAAUAGCAUGCCAUCCCAACAAGAACUACAAUUCAGUAGAAUCAAUGCAGCGAUAAUGAUUUUCAUGUAUGGUUGUUUCCUUGUCUUUCAACUUGGAACACACAAUGAAGAGUUUGAAGAUGACAACAACACAGUCACGAUACCUACUGGAAAACAGGAAAGGCUGGGACCUCAUCAUGUAGUACAGAGGGGGGAAAAAAUGUACACGGGAAGAAAUAUUUUUUGCUUGCGGCUUUGGGGGAGGCUUUUGAGACGACAUUACCAACCUUCGUUGUCGUACACUGGAGACGUGGAGCUGUCAAAUGCAUCAAAAGCGUAUGAUAAUCUUGACCUGCCGAAUGGAGUAAGCAGAGAAUUAUGUUUGGAUGAUUCGAAGAGUAGUAUGAGCUCUGAAAGUUCGAGCAAUUCAUCAGGCGAUAAGCUCCUUCUGCCCCGCAAUGAACCGGCGCGUGAUGUCACCUUUCACGAUCAUUAUUUCGACGAUUACUACGAGGAAAACGACAAUUGCUCGAGGGUUGGGAGAAAGUCAGCAGCGCCGAAGUCUUUAUUGGACAACGAAGCAAAUGGUUUGUUGCCAGGAACCACUGUAAGGAAAAAGAACAAGAAGGGUUUAAGACCCAUGCUACCGCUUGGAUUGGCAGAUCCAUCAGAAGAACCUCCUCGACGUGAAAGGGCCCCUGAACCACAAAUCAGUUUUCGGGUUGGAAUACUUUGGCUAUUCGUUAUCACCAUUGGUAUUUCUGCGCUGAGUGAUAUUCUUGUAGACACAAUUCAUGGCUUUGCCUCUCGUCUUGAGAUCAGCGAAGUAUUUACCUCUAUGGUCAUUGUUCCUUUCUUUUCAAAUGUUGCGGAACAAGUUAGCGCAAUUUUGUUUGCUUAUCGGAACGAGAUGGAUUUGUGUGUGGGCGUCACAGUUGGAAGUGCUAUUCAAGUUGCCACGUUUGUUUUGCCUGGCUGUGUCGUCAUCGGAAUGUUUGUUGACCGAUCAAUGACACUAUAUUUUCAUGCUUAUGAGACCGUCUGCCUCUUUCUGGCUGUUAUUGUGGUUGCAGCCAUACUACAACGCGGAACCACAAACUGGCUCGUAGGACUUACAAUGGUUGGAAUCUACACUAUGAUUGCUGCAGGGUUUUGGUUCCACGAAUAUGAGGACUUGUCUAUCGAUGCUGAGAGUAUUAGAAACAGAAAUACGACCACAAAUGUUUGA